UACACCAUUUAAGAAUAAAAAAAUUUUUCAAGAUGAUUACUGACAAAGAUGAAGAAUCAUUGUUAAUUUUAAAAAAAAACUUUGAAAGAAGUGAAAAAGAGUUGCUUAAAAAAGAAAAAGAUAGUCUGAGUAAAAUUUUAAAAUGCAAAGAAGAAGAACUUAGGAAACUUAGAUUAUUAAAAUCAUACAAAGCGAAGAAUGAUCUUACUCAUCUGGAAGAGUUGAUUACAAAAUGGCGUUCAGUGGCUGUCAUGACCAUUGAAGAACUUCAUACAAAAAAUAAUAACAUGUCUGAAAAAAUAACCAUGACCCAGUUCCUUAACAUGCUACAAAUAGAUCCAUUAUUUAUUCACUAUGAUGCAGAAAGUGAAUCUUUUAAAUAACAUGUUCUUUUGUUUCAAACUAAACGUUUCAAAUUAUAUUUUUAAAUAUUUAUCUUAAAUUGAA
Molecule: messenger RNA, 447 nt
Organism: Hydra vulgaris (swiftwater hydra)
Lineage: Eukaryota; Metazoa; Cnidaria; Hydrozoa; Anthoathecata; Hydridae
Source: RefSeq, a predicted model, not a curated record